This is a messenger RNA of Striga asiatica, 1570 nucleotides long. Lineage: Eukaryota; Viridiplantae; Streptophyta; Magnoliopsida; Lamiales; Orobanchaceae. The record is from the annotation of a GenBank genome assembly.
CUUGAAAUGUGUUAAUAAGGGCUUCAAAACGAAAAUAAUAACUAUAGCCUCUCAUCAAAACCUUACUUACAAAUUACAAUUCAGACUGAGUUUAAAGGGGAAAAAAAAGAGUAAUAUGAAGAUAUCAUUCAUUGUGCUACUCUUACUAUUAUGUACACUUUUGUUGAGCGGGCUGGGGUUUGAAUACUCAGCGGAUGAAUUGGAGGACAUGGGUAGCCUAUACGAGCGGUGGAGAGCAUACUACAAUAAGUUGGACGAGCCGACGAAUGAUCGGUUCCCGGCUUUCAGAGAGAAUGUACUGCGAAUUCACCAUUUCAACCAACUGGACGAGCAGUACAAGCUCGGGCUCAACCAGUUUUCGGACUUGACGGCUCAUGAAUUUGCUGCACGGCACGGAUGCCAGCCGGGACCCCACCAGCCGCUCGACCUCCUCGAGGAGGAAUUCAGCCAGCUGGAGUACCAUACUUCAGACGUUCCAACCUCGGUCGACUGGAGAGCUAAAGGGGCCGUCACAUACGUCAAGAAUCAGUUAAAUUGCAAAUCUUGCUGGGCAUUUUCGGCAGUGGGAGCUGUGGAGGGGAUAAAUUUCGUCCGGACGGGAAGGCUGGUUUCGUUGUCGGCCCAAGAGCUCGUGGAUUGUGACAAACGUAACAAUGGGUGCCGUAAAGGAAAUGUAGUCCGGGCAUUUGACUUCAUCAGGGACAGAGGCAUCACAUCCGAGCGGGUAUAUCCCUACGUGGGUAAACAGAGAAUCUGUGAUUCCACUAAAGUCAAGUCCCCCGUGGUGAAAAUCGCCGGAUAUAAGAGAAUCCCUCCAAACAAUGAAAAAGCACUGAUGCAAGCCGUGGCACAGCAGCCUGUUUCGGCUGCGAUUGCAGCCGACAAUGAUUUCGUGUACUACAAGACGGGAAUUUAUAACGGGAAUUGCAGCACUGCCAGCAGCAGCAAGGAUCUGAAUCAUGCUGUAACGGUGGUUGGGUACGGGAUGACCAAACAGGGAAUAAAAUUUUGGACCGUUAAAAAUUCUUGGGGAGGCUCGUGGGGUGAAAAUGGUUACAUCCGGAUGGCACGGGAUGUUAAAUACAAGUCGGGAAUGUGUGGCAUUGCUAUCGAAGCCAGUUAUCCGAUAUCAUUCAAUGUACUACUCUUAUUCUUAUGUACACUUUUGUUGAACGGGCUGGGGUUUGGAUACUCGGCGGAUGAACUGGAAGACCUCGGUAACCUGUACGAGUAUGCCAGAUCAUCCGCUGAAGCUUUGAUGAGGGCCGUGGCACACCAACCAGUCUCCGCCUUUGUUUCAAUCGACGGUGAAUUUAAGAGUUACAAGAAGGGAGUUUUCACCGGGUGGUGCGACGUGAAUCUAACACACAUAGUGACAGUGGUCGGGUAUGGGGCAACCGAGCAAGGCACAAAGUUUUGGAUUGUUAAGAAUUCUUGGGGCAGCUGGUGGGGAGACAACGGGUACAUCAGGCUGGCAAGGGAUGUCACGGACGAGCGUGGCCAAUGUGGCAUCGCCAUGCGUGCAAGUUAUCCCAUGAUAAACGAAUUUAAUGCAGAUGGAUUUUUCUAA